AUGGGAGGAAUAUCAUCUUCAGGUACAAGCACUAUUAUAGGAAAAAAAGGAUCAAUAUUAGUUACUUUUUAUGACAUGGAUAAACCAGAAAAUUAAUCACAUUAAGCAAUGCGAAUUACAGAAGAGACCACAAUAAAUAAUAUAAUUUAAUAUAUUAAAGAGAAACAAGAUUGCUAAAAUGUAUCAUUGUAUUAUGAUUAAAUUCCGAUAGAUGAUCUGUCAUUUUAAUUAUAUGAAUACCUUGAUUUAUUACCAAGUAGAAAAUUUGGUUAUAGAAUUAAUUAGAUGUAAUAAUAAAAUACAAAACAAUCAUAAGGCGACAAGCAAUAAACUUCAAUAAACAAUCAGCAGUAACAAUCUAAAAUAACAAUGACAAAUCAAAAACUGCAUCAUGGUGAAGUAAAUGGUCAAGAUAUACCUCCAUAUAAGACAUAAUUCAAAACACCUAUCAAUAAUAAUAGUGAUUUUAAUCAACCAAAAUAAGGGACAUUAAAAGUAAUUUCCUCCCAAACAGAUAAAGGGCAUAUUAUUGAGGAUCAAAAUAUAAAUUAAGGGAACAAUUAUAAAUCAGAGAAAACUAAUGUUCUAAAUAUUUUUUUAAAAUAUACUCUAUAAAAAUAUUAAGAAGCUAAAUAAUAAAGUAUUUAAUAGUAACGAGAUAUGGAAAAUAAUUUUUAGCAGUUGCGGAGUAUAAAUAAUAAAUUGGAAAGUGAAAAAUAAAAUAUGAGCAAUUAUAUUGAAGAUCUGAAGUGUAAGAUUGAAUCAAUGUAAAAUGGUUACAAUAAAAUAAAAUAAGAAAAUGAAGAAUUGCAGCAUAGAAAUAAAAUUUUAUAAUCUGAAUUAUAAAAUUUCUCAAAAAAGAAUGAUUUACCAAAUACUACUAUUCAAAGUAAUUUAUCUACAGACCGAUCUGCUAUUAUUAAUGAAUCCUAAAUUAUUGAAACGCAGUAAGUAUUUAAAAAUAAAUGUGGACAUCAUUUAGAAGAAUAAAAAAUUUAAAAUAUAUUAAAACAAUCUUUAUCAAAUAAAACAAUCGCUCAUUGUUAUUAAUGCAAACCAUCAAAAAUUUCAGGUCAAAUUUUAAUCAAGAUGGAGCCUCUAGGUCAAGCAUAUAAAGAGUUUUAGGCUAAUGAGGAGCUGAAUUAAUUAUUGAUAAAUCUUAAAUCGUAAAAAAAAACAAUUUAUAAAUGCUCAAGAAAUACUUGUAACUUCUUUUGUAUUUUUAAUAAGUCAAGUUAAAUAUCAUCUGAAAAUUCUUUUUGUCCCUCAUGUUUGCUUAAAGGCAUGAAGAUAAGUGAUUGA
Molecule: messenger RNA, 1302 nt
Organism: Paramecium tetraurelia
Lineage: Eukaryota; Ciliophora; Oligohymenophorea; Peniculida; Parameciidae
Exons: 1
Source: RefSeq, a predicted model, not a curated record